AUGACAGCUGCUCUUCUUUCUUCUUUUACUCCUCCUCCUUCUUUCUCUUCUGUUGUUACUACCAUGUCAAACGACGACACUCCUACAGCUGCUAAUGCUCCUCCCACUAGUCGAGCAACAAAACAUCAAUCUCUACCAUCAUCAUCAUCAUCCACCAUACCAAAGAACUAUUCAAUGUCGUUACCAGAAUCAUCUUCUCCUAUACAACAACCACUCAGUAACCAUGGCAAGGUCAAAAAGAGCAGCCGUUCGGAUAAAGCAUCAUCGAAAGAACAUUUUCCUGAGACACAAUCUCGUGAAAUUUUCUCGGCCUACUUGGAGAAGGUCCCUCCUCCUUUGGUCAACUUGCCAGAACGAGGUAAAUCAGCCAUUGCACCACGCCAUGACCAAGAAGGCCACAAUAGCCAACGUGAUGAGCCCCAGGGUCCAAGCGAUGACGACGAUGUCGACACCGAUGAGACGGAUGUGGAAGACGAUCUAUUUGACAAGUUACAAGAGAUGAAUAACAACAAUAGCAGUAAUGAGGAUCCUGGCAUGGCACAAAAGAGGUUAGCGACAAAGAUGGAUCCAUCAUCACAACAACAAGGAGUACCACCACCACCCUCAUCAGCAACACCAAAGCAUCAUCGUGCAGCACCUGGCACCAUUGCAUUACCGCCGAACUCAGUGUUUACAUUUCCAUCCAACGACUACUUUUCACCUGGAGCACCUUUUCUUGCAGCGGGAGCACCAUUGACGCCUCAUCCUCAUCAUGGUGGUGGUGGUGGUGGUGGUGGGAUGCAUACACCAGCAGUAGCAGGAGCACGAUUGGCGCGUACACCUCAUCCUACGACUCCUCAUGGAUAUGGAUUGGAACCUGAGACACCCACCAUCAGUGUACGCAUCGCUGGAAGUGAUGUGAUUCAAGAUGUGAUAUUAUCGCCCAUGGUAGAACGACCACCUGCUGCUUGGAUGCAUCAUGACGGAUCGAGUUUUCCACGUGAAAAUUCUCAGACACGGACUUCAGAUGAAGAAUCAUUGUAUGGCGCUCAUGCAUUUCCUCUACGACCCCCUCCUCACUUGAUUCGUUCACGACGCACCUCAAGAAUCACUUCACAUCCUCCCUCAGUGCAUCAGGAUCAUUACCAUGCAUCAUCAUCAUCAUCCCCUAUGGAUCGACGACGUUCAUCAUUGAAUCAACAACAACAACAACAACAAGAGAAGGAGCAUGAGGUGAAACCACAAACGAGCACGAGUAAAAGCAGUGGAACAAGUGCUUUACCACCACCCCCACCACCCCCGCCUCAAUCAUCAUCCGACUUCAAUACAACGACCACCACAAAUGAUCAAUCACAACAACGAUUGCUUCACAGCAUUGAUGAGAUUGUGGAAAGCCGACUCAAAGAAAGCAUCUCCGAGAUUGUUUGGCGUGCUACUGAAAGUCAUCGUGAAGCCCGUCGAUUCUAUGAGGAUCAAAAACGAGAGAUUUUGGAAUUGGGUGCAUCGAUUCUCACGCGAUUGGAUCGUCAACUUGUUGGUGGUGGUGGUACCACACAUCAGGAUACGGAUGAAGAGGAUGAAUUGGACAUGUUGCGUAAGCAAAGGAUCGAGCUUGAAAGUGAGAUCAAUGCUCAACAACUCAAAUCCAUUGCACAAGCAUCUGAAUUGGAGGCAUUGAAGGAAGAGACAGCUGAACUUCGAAAGCAAUUGGAUACUUUACGAAAGCGGAUUACAGCUCGAGAUGGCAAGGGUCCGUGCGUAUCAGCUGUAGAUGCCGAACUCCAAACAGAACCAGUGAUGAUCUCUAAAGAAGGUGGUGGUGAUGGAGAUGAUGAUGAUGGACGAUCACCAGAUUGGGCAGACGUUGUGAAUAGUGAGGAAAUCUGGGAACAAAAGUAUCACGAGCUCGAAUGCAAAUACACAGCUUUGGUGCAAGAGCGACCUGAUCUUGAUAAACGAAUCAGCAUGCUUGAAAGAGAAAACAAACGCUUGCUCGCAUCCACACCUCCUCUCACCGUCAUUGAUCAACCCACUCAUACAACUUUACGUCGUAACCAUGGAGCAAUGGAUCGACAAAGAAAGCAUAGGUCCAUGAUGGCACCACCUGUUUCUACCUCUCCCACUCCCAGCAAUCAUUCUAGAACAACAACAACACCCCGCAAACACAAUGAUCAACAACAACAACAACAACGACAAAGUUACUUUAUGAAUGAGGAAGGUCAUUUGACAUUUACAACCGAGAUCAACGGCCGACUCUCCCAAUACACUGUCAAGUUACCUACCAAGGACCAUCAUCAUCAUCAUCAUCAUCAUCAUUACAAUAAUGGUGGUGGCACAAGUCGCUUAAAUCCCAAUGCACCAGCAUGGAAGGCUCCUGCUUAA
This is a messenger RNA of Lichtheimia ornata, 2361 nucleotides long. RefSeq lists its product as uncharacterized. The coding region runs from base 1 to 2361 and encodes 786 amino acids. The transcript is spliced from 4 exons. The record is from RefSeq and is a predicted model, not a curated record. NCBI's taxonomy places the organism in Eukaryota, Fungi, Mucoromycota, Mucoromycetes, Mucorales, Lichtheimiaceae.